CCCAAAGCUUUCCUUUCUGUAAUCAUUAUUAUUUCUUCUCUUCUCUGUUGCUACAAAAACAUUCAAUAUUGCGUGCUCUUCUCUUCAAACCCCCACUUGAAGAAAUCUUCUUUUACGCAAACUCCAUUCAUCAUCUUCAAACCCUUUGAAGAUUCUCGGUUAGUUUCAACUCCAGCGAUCUUUUGAGCACUCAUUGUCGACACAACAACAAGGUUCGUCAUCAGAUCAGUGCUGGUGCAGAAGCUACUUAAUUAUGGAGUUGCCACCUGGUGUCAAGUUUAGACCCAAUGACCAAGAAAUUGUUCUCUACUAUCUUCUCAACAAGGUCCAAGGGAACCCAAUCUUCGAGGACUCGAUGAAUGUUAUCGUCGACUGUGAUGUUUUUGGGGAUCCUAGCACGUGGAUGAAGAUUUUUCAAGAAACCCAUAUGGACCGUCUCUAUUUUUACACCAAACUGAAGAAGAAAAAUAAGCACGUUGAGAGAUCUACACAUUCUGCAACUUGGAGAAGUCAAAAGGACGAAGUGCUUUAUGAUGAUAGCAAAACAAUUCACUAUGGGUCUAAGCGAAGUUUCAGUUUUGUUGCUAAGAAUGGCUUCAAUGGCACGGGAAGGUGGACCAUGAAUGAAUACCGACUUGACGGGCAGUUUGCAAACACGACUAAUAAUGAUAAUUAUGUCAUCUGUUGCAUUUCAAAGAAGGAGAAUAUCCAGAAGACCAACAUCUAAGACCUCACUGGGCAAGAGAUGGCGCAUCUCCAAUCGAUCUAUAUUAACUUUUUUUUAAUAGAAAGUAAAAAACACUAAUUUCAUUUUUAUUAUUUCUUAAAUAGUGAUAUAUCAUUUUUUUUGGGUCAUU
Molecule: messenger RNA, 857 nt
Organism: Quercus robur (English oak)
Lineage: Eukaryota; Viridiplantae; Streptophyta; Magnoliopsida; Fagales; Fagaceae
Product: NAC domain containing protein 50-like
Exons: 2
Coding region: 254-727 (157 amino acids)
Biological process (GO): system development; regulation of DNA-templated transcription
Molecular function (GO): DNA binding
Source: RefSeq, a predicted model, not a curated record